UUCUCGACUCGCACAGGAAGUGACGGAUGAUUCCACAAGCAACAACAUUCGGUAUGAGAAUGUCAACAUAAACAACACCAGCCUUUAUUCCGUUGAUGAGCCUUGAUUUCACUGAGUCUGUUCUGGGAUUAGUUAAUUUCCACAUCGCGACGUAAUUAUGCUACUUAUGAAGGAUGUCAGAAUGUGUUUCCCAGAGCUGUCUUCAUGCUGCCGAAGUCAUUACCUCAUGAGGCAGCGAGGCAACAAGUCAGCUGCUUUAGUUUUUAGACGCAGCCUGGAUUAGAAAGACAAAAUUACUAUUAGCCAAUCAACUUUGAGCAAAGUGACACGUGACGUCUUUGUAAAGUCAUGAUGGCAAAUCCAGUGAGCAUUCAGACGCUCAGUAAGACAUGGGAACUGAGCCUGUAUGAACUACACCGAACACCACAGGAAGCACUCAUGGACAGCACAGAGAUCGCAGUGUCUCCCAGGAGCCUCCACAGUGAACUGAUGUGUCCAAUCUGUCUGGACAUGCUGAAGAACACCAUGACCACCAAAGAAUGUUUACAUCGCUUCUGCUCUGAAUGCAUUGUCACUGCGCUCAGAUCAGGAAACAAGGAAUGUCCUACCUGCAGGAAGAAGCUUGUGUCCAAGCGAUCUCUGCGUGCUGAUCCAAAUUUUGACGCUCUGAUCUGUAAGAUCUACCCGAGUCGUGACGAGUACGAGGCCCAUCAGGACAAAGUUCUGGAGCAGCUCAGCCGACUGCACAACACGGAGGCGCUCAGCUGCAGUAUUGAGCAGGGCCUGCGCAUGCAGGCCAGACACAGAGCUCAGCGUGUCCGUAAGAUCCACCAGGAGGGUGAAAACGCUAUCAGCGGCGGCGAGGACAAUGGUGACACCCACUCCCACAUCUCACAUGACUCCACCACUGUGAGCUACGGUCCUGAGGCCGGGCCCAGUCGCAACAAGAGACCGCGGGCGUCCGACGAUUCCGGACCCGAGGCCGGCGGAGAGAGCCGCACCCCUCCUCGACGACUACCAAGCCAUGGCACCAACUCUGAGAUCGAACUCAUAUUUCAACCUCAUCCCCUGCUGGUGACCACGCAACAGUACAGCCAAACAAGAUUUGUCAAAACAACAGCCAAUGCGACCGUAGACCACCUGUCUAAAUACCUGGCUCUCCGCAUAGCUCUGGAGGAGCGUCAGACAGACGGUUGUGUGGAGGGAGAGACAGCAGCCGCUGUUAGUGAGAAAGACUUCACUAUCUUCAUUAAGACAGCAGGAGGACAGUUCUCCAUCCUAAAUGGCUCAUUGACUCUGGAGUUAGUGAAUGAGAAGUUCUGGAAGGUCUGUAAACCUCUGGAGUUGUACUACGCUAUGACAGUGGAGCAAAAUCAGACAUCUCAGCUGUGACAGGGACAUAAGAGAUGUAUAGUCAUCAGCACACUGCACAUGAACAGAUGUCCACCAGCAUGAUGACCCAAAUAAAGGGCCACAGGGAUGACAUUUUUGUAGGCCAACCCCAGAAGUUAGUUGGACACACUGGGUUCCCUCACUAAAAAGCCCAUUCAUUUUUUCCUCAUAGACUUCUGGAUUAUUGGGAAAAAAUAUGCUCUGUGUUUAAACGUCAUCCCUGCGUCACGCUAUACUCCAACACACAAUGAUGUCAUCCUUGCAGUCUGUUUUAACUAAGAUCAUAUACUUAAAUAUGUUUGUAUGUCGGUUUGUUUUUGUGUACUUCUACAAUUCAGUUUUUGUGCAACAUGUGUUUUUCUAAACCAGUCCCUGCAACCCCUCUCUCCCAGAAUGUUUGACAGGUCUCUCUAUAUACAACCCGAAUUCCAGAAAAGUUGGGACAUUUUUAGACUUUAAUAAAAUGAAAACUAUAAGACUUUCAAAUCACAUGACCCAAUAUUUUAUUCACAAUAGAACAUAGAUAACAUAUAGCAAAUGUUUAAACUAAGAAAUUUUACAAUUCUAGGCACAAAAUGAGCUCAUUUCAAAUUUGAUUUCUGCUACAGGUCUCAAAAUAGUUGGGACGGGGCAUGUUUACCAUGGUGUACCAUCUCCUUUUCUUUUCAAAACAGUUUGAAGGCGUCUGGGCAUUGAGGCUAUGAGUUGCUGGAGUUUUGGUGUUAGAAUUUGGUUAUCCCGAAGAGUUCGUGGUCGUUUUUGAUGUAUUUUUCGUUUAAUGAUGCACCAAAUGUUCUCUAUAGGUGAAAGAUAUGGACUGCAGGCAGGUGAGUUUAGCACCCGGACUCUUCUACGAAGAAGCCAUGCUGUUGUAAUAGCUGCAGUAUGUGGUUUUGCAUUGUCCUGCUGAAAUAUACAAGGCCUUCCCUGAAAUAGACAUCGUUUUGAGGGAAGCAUAUGUUGCUCUAAAACCUUUAUAUACCUUUCAGCAUUCACAGAGCCUUCCAAAACAUGCAAGCUACCCAUACCGUAUGCACUUAGGCACCCCCAUACUAUCAGAGAUGCUGGCUUUUGAACUGAACGCUGAUAACAUGCUGGAAGGUCUCCCUCCUCUUUAGCCCGGAGGACACGGCGUCCGUGAUUUCCAACUAGGGUGGCCAUUCGUGCCAGUUCCGCCGGACACGUCCCGAACAUGCUUUCGGGUUCGUUCUCCGGAAGUCGCGUUGGUCGACCGCAUACGUCAGGGAUGUCCAAUCCUGCUCCUGGAGGGCCUGUGUCUCUGCAGUUUUAUUCCAACCCUAAUCAAACACACCUGAACCAGCUAAUCAAGGUCUUACUAGGCAGAUUAGAUACUUUGAGGCAGGUGUGGUGAGGGAAGUUUUAGCUAAACUCUGCAGGACACAGGCCCUCCAGGACCGACUUUGGACACCCCUGGCAUACGUCAUCAAGGUUUAAUAUUUCGGGUUUAAUUUCAGAAAAGCAACAGUUACAUUUCAAGGUAAGAUAGACAUAGGGUGGCCAUUCGUGCCAGUUCCGCCGGACAUGUCCCGAACAUGUUUUGGGGUGCGUUCUCCGGAAGUCGCUUUGCUCGACCGCAUACGUCAUCGAGGUUCUCACAUUUCAGUUAAAAUACAUUAGAAAAUUCAGAUUUAUUUCUUUUAAGACAUACAAUCAUUGUAGUUUAAACCUUAAUGACGUAUGCGGUCGACCAACGCGACUUGCGGAGAAUGCACCCGAAAACAUGUUCGGGACGUGUCCGGCGGAACUGGCACGAAUGGCCACCCUACUAAGACAUACCUUUUAUAGCUAAUCAUGUUAUAGACUUGAUAUCCAUUCACUAGAUGUUCUCUCAGCUGAAUCUUUCAAAACUGCUUAAUUUUUUAGCCAUUUGUUGCCCCCAUGCCAACUUUUUUGAGACCUGUAGCAGGCAUUAAAUUUUAAAUGAGCUAAUUAAGUCAAUAAAAGUGUAAAAUUUCUCAGUUUAAACAUUUGCUAUGUUACCCAUGUGCUAUUGUGAAUAAAAUAUUGGCUCAUGUGAUUUGAAAUUCCUUUAGUUUUCAUUUUAUUCAAAUUUAAAAAACAUCCUAACUUUUCUGGAAUUCAGCUGGUGUAUUUAUUAGGCAGAUGUCUAAAGCAUUAGACUUAAAAGUGAUGCUGCCACAUACACACUGAUCACUGUGAGACAUGAUGUCACACGACCACUGAUCACUCUGAAAGGCACCACAUGAAGUUAAACAAGCCUUUAAUAUUUAAUGCUUUUCUUUGCUACCAGUGUUUUCCUUUGCCUUUACCCAUUGUUUAAGGCAGAUGACACACAUUCAACUAGGUUAUACUAGGUUUAUUAUAUGCAAUGACCUGUUAGUUUUUUAUUUUCUUUUGAAACAUUAAAAGUUUGUUCUCUCUA
Messenger RNA from Misgurnus anguillicaudatus (oriental weatherfish), 3796 nucleotides. The record is from RefSeq and is a predicted model, not a curated record. NCBI's taxonomy places the organism in Eukaryota, Metazoa, Chordata, Actinopteri, Cypriniformes, Cobitidae.